GCACGCGGUCGUCCGAGAGGGAAGGGGCGGAGGACAGGAUAUCUCUUGUCCAGUUGUUGCGACGGUUUCCGUUUGGAGCCGGAAGAGCCAGGCCGGUGGCGGGGCUGAGGGACUGGAGAAGCUGAGCUGGGCUGAGUGGAGGGGUCGGGACUUGUCCCGGCGUAUGCAGAGCCGUAAGACCCUCCAAAAUCUGGCUCCCCAAAGAGCAAGUACUCCGGGGCUUCGCCGCGCACCUAUUUGAUGUUCUAAACCUAACUGCCUUAAUUGCUAUUGAAGAUAAUUAAACAGCAAAUACGAGCAUGGCAACAAAUCCCCCUGGACAAGACUAGACAUCCGGUCCAAGAGCCAGCUACAAGAUAAUGGUCAUAGAGAAGGAGAGAAAAGGAGCAGGUAUAAGAUUAUGAAUGACGAUUUAGCUCAUGACCAACCCCAGGAAGAAGUCAUUCAGUACCAACCAAACUGUUCUCAGAAGGAAAUCAGUGCUUGAAUCUUGGCUGCAAAUGGGUUUUCAAAAUAAGAACCGAGUAGCAAUCCUGGCAGAACUAGACAAGGAGAAAAGGAAAUUACUUAUGCAAAACCAAUCUUCAACAAAUCAUCCUGGAGCCAGCAUUGCCCUCUCCAGGCCCCCCCUUAACAAGGAUUUUCGUGAUCAUGCUGAACAGCAGCAUAUUGCAGCGCAGCAGAAGGCUGCUUUACAGCAUGCUCACGCACAUUCUUCAGGAUACUUCAUAACUCAGGACUCUGCAUUUGGAAAUCUCAUUCUUCCUGUUUUACCUCGACUUGACCCAGAAUGAAGGAAAUAUUUGCAAUGGGAAAAAUAGCUUUGUAAAAUGAACUGCCAAAGUUACUAUCAUUCUGAUUCACUCUGUGCUAAGAAAUGACUCACCUUUUUUUGUGUGAGAUUUUGUAUUUUAUGCCUUCUUUUAAGAAAGGCUCUUUACAUCUAUGCAGGUGAAAUGUACAUAAAUGGUGCAUGUUAUCCAGUCUGUAACCAUACUGUAAUGCACUUCAUUUAUUUAUACCAACAUGCUUGACUCCCUUAAAUAUUUUUUUUUACUUUUAAGUAGGAUGAAGUAUACAAUAAGACCAGGCUAGAAAAUAGAAAACCUACAUAAGGUACUUAACUUGAAGGAAUUGCCAUUUUCCACUCUAAACAAAUAGUGUUGGCCAUAGAAAACAUCAUUCUUCUUGGUGUUUUAUCAGACUGUUAUUAUUAACGUACCUGUUGAAUUCAUAUUCUUCAACAUAAUUGGUUUAGAAAAUAGUCCCAGAAUCUUUUAUGUGGCCUCAUCCCUGGUUUUCCUAAUCUCAAUUUUAAUCCUAGAAGAGAGAAAUUAGACUAAAUUACAAACUAAUAUUAUACCUUUUUUUUAGUAUUUCUUAAAUAUGAAGCUUAUGUAAAUGAUGUUAACACAUAUGAUAUUAAAAGCUGCUGUGACAAUAA
Molecule: messenger RNA, 1444 nt
Organism: Monodelphis domestica (gray short-tailed opossum)
Lineage: Eukaryota; Metazoa; Chordata; Mammalia; Didelphimorphia; Didelphidae
Gene: INIP
Product: INTS3 and NABP interacting protein
Biological process (GO): DNA repair
Cellular component (GO): nucleoplasm; nucleus; SOSS complex
Source: RefSeq, a predicted model, not a curated record